This is a messenger RNA of Necator americanus (New World hookworm), 258 nucleotides long. RefSeq lists its product as uncharacterized. Bases 1 to 258 code for a protein of 85 amino acids. NCBI's taxonomy places the organism in Eukaryota, Metazoa, Nematoda, Chromadorea, Rhabditida, Ancylostomatidae. The transcript has 3 exons. The record is from RefSeq and is a predicted model, not a curated record.
AUGGUGUUCAAAAUUCUGGUAACUCUAAGCAAUUUUGAGGAGAAACAUCUCCUGAAAAAGCGAUGGGCAGAGGCUGAGAAUGCCCGUUCUAUGCGGAGCCAGUCUCUCUCAUGGCAACACAUGGCGGAUGCUCCAGCGCUGACACUCUUCCACCAUAUUCGUGGCAAUCAGCUGAUCAAACCGAAGACUGCUCCGAUAGAAAUGCAUGUCGGACUACAAUCAGAAUAUGCGAGAACUUUUCUGGGAGGUGGUCAGUGA